Molecule: messenger RNA, 536 nt
Organism: Amphimedon queenslandica
Lineage: Eukaryota; Metazoa; Porifera; Demospongiae; Haplosclerida; Niphatidae
Product: vascular cell adhesion protein 1-like
Exons: 1
Cellular component (GO): neuron projection
Source: RefSeq, a predicted model, not a curated record
AGGAGGACCCAAUAAUACAUUCAUAUGGCUGAGACCAUCAGCUCUUGAUUCUCUAAUAUCCAGCAAUCCUUCAGUUAGCUCACUUCUUAAUUCUGAGUCUCCGAUUGCAGUAGAUGACAUUGUCAAUCAGCUAUCAAGCAUUACAUUAUCCAAUGGGCCUACUUUUACUUUAUACUCUAUCAAUGCUACUGAAGAUGGUGGUAAUUAUGUUUGCUAUGUGGUAAAUGCUGCUGGAGUGGAGAGCAACACUACAACACUUUAUGUUAUACCAGUCAUCACAGAGGACCCAAGGGAAGCCUUUACUAAUGUCAGUGACACUGUUACAUUAACUUGUCGUGCUGAUUCUUUCCCAGCCCCUAACUAUCAAUGGGAAGUGAUGAAUAGAACCAGUGGGUACUUUGAGCCGUUAGAUGAUGAAACUAGUUACAUAUUAACACUGGAGUCUAUCAGUUAUGAGGAGUAUGGUAUGUACAGGUGUGUAGCUACUGCUAAAGGUAUAGAAGAGAAUGCUACAUCAACUCCAGCACUUGUUACUG